Neodiprion fabricii is the source of this 825-nucleotide messenger RNA. RefSeq lists its product as uncharacterized. The coding region runs from base 1 to 825 and encodes 274 amino acids. The record is from RefSeq and is a predicted model, not a curated record. Lineage: Eukaryota; Metazoa; Arthropoda; Insecta; Hymenoptera; Diprionidae. The transcript is spliced from 2 exons. Gene Ontology annotation, molecular function: nucleic acid binding.
AUGCGAAAUUUUAUUACCAAGUCAUACCUCGUUCUGUUGGAGGUUCCUCGAGAAUCCGUGAGAAAAAUCGCACGCGAGCUGAACCGUCCGUUCAAGUACCAGCCGGUGCAAAAGCUGGGCCCAGGUGAUGCCGAACGAAGACUGACGUACUGUCGCUGGGGACUGGAGCGUCUGCAGGAGGAUCCCGAUUUCUUCAGGAACGUGUGCUUCACGGACGAAGCGCUGUUCACGAACCUCGAACUCGUCAACAAGCAGAACUGUCGUUGGUGGGCUCCGGAAAACCCACACUGGAUCGUCGAACAGGACAACCAGCACCGUUGGAAGCUCCACGUCUGGGUUGGAGUAUUACAGGACAGGAUCCUCGGGCCCAUUUUCCUCGACGGAAAUCUCACGUCAGCCAAGUACACGACCGUACUCACCGAGGAACUUCCCAGCCUGAUGGACGGAAACCCCAUCCGUAUGGACCAGGUUUGGUGGCAGCAGGACGGGGCCCCUGCCCACAACAGUAACGCGAACAAGGCAAUCCUGGACGCCAUGUUUCCGGAGUGCUGGAUCGGUACGAGAGGUCCGGUUAGGUGGCCAGCGCGCUCACCAGAUCUCACCGUCUGUGAUUUCUGGUUCUGGAGUAGAGUCAAGGAAAUCGUCUACGAACGGGCCCCCACAACAAAACACGACAUGCGCCACCGCAUCGCCGAAGCGUGUGCCGCUAUUCCUGUUAGGGAGAUGCAACGGGUGCGAGGGUCGAUCCGGAAACGGCUCGCACUCACUGUCCAGCAGAACGGAGGGCACAUCGAGCAUCUCCUCAGGCAACGGAACCAGGAAUGA